UAAGUAUUGAGACUUUCAUGCAGACUUUACACUGAGAGAGCAGACUCGGAUUCCUUCUCUCUCUCCCUCGACCGACGAAAAAACAUAAAAAACUUGUAAUAUUCUUCUUCACCACUCAGGAUAUCUUCUUUCAAGAGAGAGAGUGUAAUACCUAUUGGCUGGCAAUCGCGGUGGCAGUAUGACCAUCAGCCUAUACAUUGCUGGAUGAUAACAUUUCCUCACUCAGUCGCCCAUGUAAAAGGGGCAGCAAGCUUGGAAUUGCUGCUGAAUCAAAUAAAUGCAGAAACGUCCAUCUGAAUCCGAGUGUGCAUUGGUCAUCCACAACGCGACGACGACUGAUAACAAACGGUGCGCUCAUUAAGAGGAGGUUUGCUCCAAGGAUUGGGUUGUCAGUCGGACAGAGAGUGCAAAAUCACACAAUGGUUCCCAUCACCAAGUGCUUGCUGGGCUUGAAUCAUGGAGUUGGACAGAAUUGUUGGGAGUCAAACUCAAAAUAUUAUGAUUAUUAUCCACACGAUAACCCAACUCCAGUUUCAGAAUGAGGAGGAAUUGUUGUAAAGUGUACAACUGGAAGGUCAGGGUUCGGUCGUGGUGUGCAAUUGAGACUCAAUUUACGGAACUUCAUGUCGCCUGUUCUCAUCAGUGCUCUCGUCGUCAAAGUCAAAGUGUGACCUGCUCUGGUUUUCUUACGAAGAAGAAGCAAAUAAGUUCUUAGCAAAACAAUGUAAUACAUUUUGUGUUCAUUAUUUAGCAGUCAGCAGAGUCAGUCGUGUGCUUACUUGUAUAAAUAAUUGGACCCUUGCGUAUCAUCAUAUUUGACAAGUUGGACUUGGACAUUGUUUUUGAGCAAAUACAACUUCAUACUUCAUACACAAUUGAACACUUCUGACUCGAAAUCAUUGUAAAAACACGAGUGCUUUACGUUAAGUUUGAUGGCCAGCUUAAAAUUUCUGGAAACUUUAACUGAAUUGAAUAACUAAUUUAUUAUUUGACUGUUCUUCUCCCCACCAAAAAAAAAGUCAGUCCGUCAAAAGUAUUAAUAGAGUUCUCAUUAUUUAAUGUUUAACGCAGCGUGAGUAAAGAAAUUUAUCAUCGUCGUCGUCACUCUUUAUUUCCAGACUUACAAUUUAUCCGCUAUAUUUUAACAUUUACCAAGAUUACUACAACUCUUCCCAACAAGCAGCUCCUACCCAAAAGGAGACAAGAAGAAUAAGAAGAUCAGUGUAAAUUACACUGUGUAAUACAUAUUAUUUGUACGAACAAACACGUCACAUUAUUCGAUGAAGCUUUUAAUCAUCAGUUCAAUUCUAACAUUCUAACUGCUUGAAGAACGUCUUGGAAAUUUAGCAUUGCUGUGACAUCAGCAUUCCUCCACCAAACUUGCUGUUCUCUCCUCUCGACUGGUCACUGCUUGAGGUAAUUCCAGACAUGCACGCAGCAGGAGCGGGAGACAAAGCAGCAGAGAUAUGAGCAACGUAAAUACGUAAAGUGGGAGACAGUACAGUCCCGAUGACCGCUCGUCCCGUCAAGUAAAUUGCUCGAUAAAAUCCUCAAAAUCGGGAAUCGAGGGACGUGUAAGAAGACAAGCAGCACAAAUCAUACACACAUAAAAAAUCUGUUCCUUGGUGCAUUUCAACAUUGGGACUGGUAACUCAUGGGACGUCGAAAAGCAACAACUACGGACACGACUCAUAAUGCUCGCGACACGGAAGUUGAAACCCGUCGAGGGAGAGGUCGUGGGGGUGGUGGUCGUGGAGUCCAACGAAGAGGCGGAAGUAUUGGAACUCGUGGUGGAGGACGACGACAAAGUCCAACGACGACGACUCCACCCCUCGCAGAGAACAAAGCGAGUCACACCACCACCAUGACUGCCGACGUGGGAGCAGAACAGACGCCAAAUGUGAACGUGGUCGGUGGUGCCGUCGGAGGAGGAGGAUCAGCUCAUGGCAAGACAUUGAGGACGACAGAAGGGACGACAAAUUCUGCAUGUGAUAAGGAUGAGAUGAGCCAGCAAUCAACAAGUGGUGCAAGUGGUAAUAAUUCUGGAGCAAACAAGUCGAGGACGAAUGACACUAAUAAAAUUGACUCUCCCGAUAAGGAUGGUCCAGAAGUUGUCCACAAAUCAGUGUCAUCCAACGAGUCUUUCAAGCUUCGGCUUCCAAAGAAAAGAAAAUUUGAUUUGUCCGAUUUUGAAACUCCGUCAUUGCCAGAAUGCAACAAAAUUACGGUCACCUCCACCCCUGAGAAGCCAGACAUUGCCACCCCACAUAAUUUUAAUUCCCAAUCCCACUUGAACUCGUCAUCAGUCUCCUUCUACGAUAACCAGACAACUGCUGCUGCUGGUGUGGAAGUUCAGGAUGGCAGCAAUACUGGUGCUCCUACUUCAGCAAUAAUAAUGCCAUCAGACUCGAUCAUUAACAAUCCGAACGGCAACAGUGUAUCGGGUCAUCAUCAUCAUCACCAUCAUCAUCAGCGAAAUCAUGACAAUCGACAUUCACCACCACAACCCUCGUUUCAAACUUCCUCCACCGUUCCGACGAUUCAUCCGGCCGAUAUGCGAAACAUAUUACCUCAACAGCAGCAACAGCAACAUCAUCACAGUCACAGUUCGUCUAUGCAUAGUAUUCAAAAUAUGUCCAGCAUACAACAGCACACCUCCCAUUCAAAUUCACACAUUGUUUCCUCACCGAGUCGCCACCCUUCCCACACGCUAAGCAUACCUGAAUUACAAGGUCUGGCAUCCAAAGCUCUAAUUAACCCACAACUGGACACCCAUCUUGGCCAACUUACUCCUACAACCGUUGGAGGAGGAGGAGGAACGAUGUUAAAGCCUGGAGGAAAUUACUCGCCUUCCGUUCAGCCUUCAUCAGAGUCGUCUUCUAAUAAUAAAGCCGUUGUAUAUGGUGCGUAUGGCUCCAACCCAAACAGGGGAAAUGUCCACAUGUCCCCAAUUUAUUCCAAUACCGGAAGCAGCCGAGAUGCAUCUCCCUUAUCAUCUUCGUACUCAAUUAACCAACAACAACACCAAUAUCCAUCAUCUUCCCAGUCCGAGCAACCCAUGGAUUUGGGAUGCAGAUCAACAAACCAGCAAGCGGCUCACCUAGGUCACUCCUCUGAACCUUUAUACAGUACAAGCAUGACGCACAUGACCCAACACCAACAGCAGACGACUAUUGUUAACUAUACAAGCAGAUCGCCAUCCCCGUCUUACAGAAUUCAGCACCAGCAUCAAAAUCAUAAUAAACCUAGCGGUAGUGACCCUUCUUCUCAAUCAGCGCAUAAUAGAUCCACCCAGUCCUCGGUCAACACUUCUCAAUCUUCUCAUCACCAACAGCAGUAUCCGGCAUCAUACCGGGGAAUAGUCCAAUCGUCAAAGCAGGUCUCAUCCAUGCAUCCCUAUAGAAUGGGUGCAACUUCAGAACACGAAGGACUGAACUUGGUCGUAGAACGGACAAAGUCACCCACGGAGUACUCAUCCGUCUAUUCCCAAUCUUCUUUGCCGAGUGCAGCAACUCAAUCAAACCCAAUUUCAAUAUCAACCACUCCUGCAGAAGUGACGUUUGCAAAAAUUGCUCCACUUCUGAGUCAAGGGAUGAUGCAACAACAACAACAUCAUCAGUCACAUUCUCAUCCUGUCGUCGUGGGGUCCAGUCAACAAUCUCAUGUUGGUAGCGGGAGGCUAUUGAUGGCAGCUCCGUCUCAUCAUCAGCAGCACAAGGAACAAGGUCACGAUGCACUUACCAGAUCUUCUCCUGCUGCUCCUCCAGCUCAUCAUCAACCCUCCUCAGUCAUUUCUGGUCCUGGCUCAGAUAGGGUAACAAUCGAGAUCCGUGACAACAGAGAUUUUCGAACAUUGUCCAGGUCCAAUUCUGUGGAUGUUUCUCGAGAAGAUGUAAUUACAACGGAAGUUCGAGGAGAUGAAGCCCAGUCGUUGCCCAUCUCUGCGUAUGCACCAAAAUAUGAGUUCCAGACAGUUUUACAGACUUCAAAGUUGGAAGAACCAAAAUCUAGCGAGCAUUCCUGGAGAGACGGUGGAAAUAAUACUAUCACCAACAAUAAUAAUAAGAACGAGAGCAAUGUCCAAAGAGCUGACAUCAAGCCGCCCACGGUGGUCAACCCUCCCCCAUUGGACCUUCGAGAGUGGAAAGGUCAUCGAGUUCUGGCCAAGCGAGCAAACUUUUAUAUGCCAGGUGUCAUCACUGGUGUCAGCGGUCAUUCAACGAUUACCGUUCUCUUUGACAGAGACAACGAAAGCAUGUCUUACACGGACGUCAUACUUUCCAGAACUUCUUUCUAUGAUAUCGUAUCAGACGCCAGUCCAGCUCCUGCUCAGGUGACAGUGGGGUGUCAGGUUUGUGUUAGAACCAGCACCGACAGCAGUUUAUUUGUUGAAGGAGCAGUAUCUCGCAUAAGUGGAUGGCCCCCUCAGUACGUGGUUCACGUGGCUUUGGAGAACAAGGAUUACACGGUGGCAAGGCCGAAUUUGCGCCUCAUGCUGCCACCAUGGUGGGAUGAACUCAAAGCUAUAGAAUCGAUUUAUGCUCUACCACACAAUCCACCACCACAAGUGUCUGACAAUCGGGAAUCUGCUCAUGGUGGAGGUGUUGUCGUGGUUGGGACAUCGUCGUCGUCGUCCUCGUCACGGCAGCAAUCAAAUGGCCCGUCACCUAUUUCCAACUCCAACCACAGUUGUAGUGACGAUAGAAAACGCCAAACGGAGUACGAGUUCUGCGAAAGUGACGACGACUUGCACCGUGAAGAUAUUCAUUUCAAUGAGGUCGGAGCAACGAUUGGGGGUCGUGGAGGAUGCGGUUCUUUGACUCCAGGCACUCAACUGGGCAGCAGCAAAUGUUCUAGUGUUCAGAGCCAUGUCAGUUCUGGCAGUUUGAUUGGAGAACGAGGAACUCCACGAAGUCAGGCAACUACUCCAAGAUCACAGAAUGGGACACCUCAAAGUCACAAGUACAAGAAAGGAGACGUUGUGUCUACACCUACCGGAAUUCGCAAGAAAUUUAAUGGGAAGCAAUGGAGGCGACUUUGUUCUCGAGAAAGCUGUACCAAAGAAUCGCAAAGAAGAGGCUACUGCUCAAGGCAUUUAGGAAUGAAAGGAAAACCAGGGUCACACCAUACCAGCUCUUCAUCGUCUUUGAGAUCUAAAUCCAAAGAGAGCGAGGCUGACGAAGCGAGCUCGAGGGACUCUGGAACAUCUCCGAGCAGCUUAAGAGAUGUACGUUACGCCGGACGCUUUGAUGCGGAUGAAACCGAGGCAGCUACAAUGUUGGUCUCCUUGUCCCGGUCCACCUCCCCGUCCUUCUCACCUCCCUCAUCUCAGAAAAGUGGGUGCAACUCCCCACGAGUUCUACAGUCACCAUUAACCGUUGGAUCGAGACACAACCUUUUCAUGCCAAUUGCAGGAGCAAAUAUGUCUCCAGUCCCACACACGUCACCUCCAUCCUGGCAGAACAAACCGGCUGUUGAAGCAAUUGUCUCCAUCAGCAGUCUGGUCACCUCUGAUCGGUCUCAGUCCGUUAUUCGACCCGAAAUUGUUCGUCCCAAGUUGAGUGUCAUUCAAAUGAGUCCACUCGUAUCCUCUGCGACGUCGACCACUUGUUCUGCUCCAAGUUAUGUGGUUCACGCCACCAGUGGAUUGAAAACUUCAACAAUAGAAAAUCAAUCUGCUGGUUCACGAGGGGGCACAUUCAUCACGCCAAACAACAGUAGCAACAACAGCAGCAACGCACAUCACCACAUUGGGAUUGUGAUUGCCAACAGUGCUAACAUUAAUCACGUCGUCACUUCUGACUCUGGAAAUACUUCGUCAGUAAUAAAAGAAAUCAAGCAAGAAAAUUCUUCUGGGGACGUUCACGAAGGAAAUAGCGGAGUUCGUGGUGGUGGUGGUGGGAUGAUCACUCCACUAGCUCCACCCCCUCUGACCCUGAUGAAAGGUCCCAUGACACUUACUCCACUCGUGAUGCAAAACACUCACCCGAAUUCCAAGGGACAUCAAGUGCAAAUAAGCCCAAUGUCCAGGUACCAAGUAAUACCUCUCACAACAAUGUCAACUUCCAAUUCGGGGACACAGAUUGUGCUAGCUCAUCCAAUUUCUACAAUGGGACAACAUACGACUUACCAACAAACUCGUCAAAUUAUUACGACUACCAGCAGCGGUGGUGGUGGUGGUGGCGGCAUGGCACCGACGACAAGUGGUGGUGGGCAGACUCCAACCACCACUGUUGUAAUGACGGGUGUGCCCGGGAGUACUCCCAUCACCUUUAAAAAGACCAUUGUCCCAGUGCUAACUCAUAGGAAUGAAGUCUUGUCUAUUGAAAAUAGUCACCAACACUCCAACACUGCAGAAGACAAGUCGGAUGGGACUGAUUUGAAAAGCAAAGCUACAGAGAUGACCAGUAAGCAGCAUGUGCCAAACGGUGGAGUCAGCUUUAAUGGGAUCCCUAUCAUCAAUCCCUCAUCUCCCCCUCAGUUGAUAAUUCCCGAACAUUCGUCCAUGGAAGACGGAGGGGGCAUGGUCAUGGUUCGACCCAAACUGGAUUCUCUACAAACUAAUUUCAUUCACUUGGUGGAUGGCCGCAAGGGAGCGAUCGUGAGCAGCAACACGUCGGGCAGUCACACAAAUACCAUUGUCAUCACCACGUCUGGAAAUCAUCUCCAACCUACUCAACUGCUCCCCGUCAUUCCUGCCGUGACCGCAUCCGAUGGUGGGCAAAACAUAGGAAAUGAAUCCGAAAGCAAUCCAAAAGUGUAUCCUUGGCAAGCUCUGUUGCCCUUUCUGACACCGACACCCUCACCGCCCCAGCAGCACUGUUCCAAUGGAACCCCAGAAUCUCCGUCGUCCAAGGAUGGAUCUACAUCCACCUUGAUUCUACCGUCCCAUGAUCCAGACUUGGGGUUGCCUGACAUUGGCGAUGACGACGACGACGUUUUUGUAGUAGGAGUGUCGGAAGAAAUGACAAAAUUGAAUGGGGCUAAUAAACGACGAGCAUUGAGUCUGCCUGCUUCAAAGCAUGACGAUUGCAAGGAACCGGAAAGGGUACGAAGACCAAUGAAUGCCUUCAUGAUCUUCAGCAAGCGUCAUCGCGCCCUUGUCCAUCAGCGACAUCCAAAUCAAGACAAUAGAACCGUGUCCAAAAUUCUUGGAGAAUGGUGGUACCAGCUGGGACCUGAUGAAAAGCAGAAAUAUCACGCCCUUGCGUCGGAAGUGAAGGAGGCCCACUUCAAAGCAAAUCCAGGUUGGAAAUGGUGCAGCCGGGACAGGAGAAAGUCCUCCAGCGGCACUGGCCCACCAGGCUUGGAUAUUGGCAAGAAAGGAAGAUCCAGUUCCACUGAGGAUGGUCCAUUUGGAGCACGACCCCCCGGCGUUGCAGAAGUCCCUGGCAGUAGUUCCGUAGAGUCCGGAAUAGGAAGUGGAACCACGGGUGGAGAGGUGCAUAAAAGUAGUGAUUUUUCAGACGAAGAAGAUCGAAUGGUAAUUUGUGACGAUAUUGAUCUUGUCUGUAAGGAAAAGGUGUUGGAGGAUUGUGAAUCUGACUUUGAAUCCGAGAAGGCUCAUCCAACUCCAGCAGCUUCUAAACCAAACACCCAUUUUAAAUCACAAAUUGGACCGUCUACUUCAACUUCCAUCAUUUUGACAAAUUCUACUCCAAUAUCAAUUGUCACACCUACCAACACCAUCAACAAGCCAAAACCAAUUAGACUUCCUUCCGAUCCCACGCCUGUUAGUGGUCAAUGGUCAUCCAUUUCUCCAUCCGUUCCAAAGUUAGUAUUUCAACCUACCGGUAGUGCAUUCCGAUCUAUGCCGAGCCCAAAAGAGCCUCUGAAGGGUCCCGAUGGAGACGAUAAACCGACCAAAAGUCCGGCUCCCGGUCCAACGCAUCUCGUCACAUUCACGUCGUCCGCUGGUGCACCCACCCAGACACUUUUAGUUCGACCAACAUUUACUAUUGGAAGUAACAAUAAGACAGCUUACCUGACUUUACUCAAGCCGGUUGAAACUUCCCCGUCUACAACUGUUCCUACAAUCGUGUCCCAGGAUAAAAUAACUAUUCCGAGUAUCUCAGUGACUGAACCUAUCACUGUUAGCCAGGGAUCUGGAGGAACCGAGGCCAAACCGUUGUUCGUAUUAGCUCCAACACCAGCACAACUAGGAAAAGCACCACUACAGCGGCGUCAGUCACAAAGCAGUUUGACACUAUCAAUGUCCUCUGCUAGCGAACUGAUGGAUGUUGACAUAAAGCAAGAAAGCUCAGAAGAUGUGACACGGGGUGAUGCUAUGGAAGAAGAAGACAACCCCCCUGCAAAAUCAGAACAUGAAACUGUACAGAUUACAAUAGAACAUGUAGAACCAGAAAUGAAUCCUUCUACUCCUUGUACACAAGAGACGGAAAAACAUGAGAAUGAAGAAUGUCAUGAGACGUCUAUCUUAAAACCUUUCUUUAAGAAAAACGUUGAAGAUGGGAUGGAAAAAGUUUUGGAGCAAGUUCAUUUCUCGCAAAAGUUCUCCAGUCUCCCCCAAUUCAAGCCGGAUGAUUGUCAGUCUCCAAAUACUCUUUCUUUGCCCUCUAGUCCUAGAGUUAUACUCAACAGCUUUAGGAGGACGGACAGCUCAUUUAGGAAGAAAAGGAUGCCUUCCGCGAAUGAUGGAGAGCUUUACCAACAACAAAUGACGGGCUCUGAGCACAUGUCGCAUGUAGACUGUGCCUCAGCUCCUGUAAAACUUACUGGGUCUACAUUUUUUGGUCCAGACUUUAACUUGGAAGCAUUUAAACAUGACAAUCCUGGAGGAGUUUCUUCCAAGACAACUUUGACAAAACCUGGUACGAGCGAUGAUUACAAUAUACCCUCAUCGCCAAUGAUGUCAGGUCCAUGUCCUGGCCCCCUAAGCGCUAGUUUCUCUUCUUUGAGGUCACCAAGGACUCCGAAAACUCCUGCGAGUCUUAACAGAAGUCUGGAUUGUGGAAUGGAAAAAGGUCAUAGAAAGGUGCUAGAACAAAGAAGGCAACUCGUCGUUCAAUUAUUUGAGGAGAAUGGAACCUUAUUCCCCACCACACAAGCCACGUCAUCCUUUCAGACCCAGCACGCGAAUGUAUUUCCAAACAAAGCUUGUCUACAACUUAAGAUUCGUGAAGUGAGGCAGAAACUCAUGUCAACUAAUCAAUCAGGGCAUUUGGGGUCGGCAAAUCAAAGCCCCGUCACCCCAAGCGCCACACAAGAAUCUACAGGAAUUUUUGACCUUCCUUUGACUCCUGCCACUCCAGUUGACGCUGAAAUGCCCUCUUCAUCUACACAGCUACAUCAUCCUCCUCCAAAUUGUCCCACGUCAGCACCUACGACACAAGAAUCCUCUUAAAAUAUUUAUUAUAUACGUGUUAAGAAACCUAUGUAAGAGUCUAAUACGAAUUGGUUGUCGACUGACAAGUCCAACCAAACCAAUCACAUACAAUAAGUUACCCGGUGUAUUGAAAAUGAUGAUAAGCAGUGUUGACUAUGUGACUCGUGUUGUUGACUUGUUAUUCUGACACGCUCUUCACAUAAUAUUACGCACUUAGCUAUACACUCUUCCCGAAUUGGAUUGACCAGAAUGCAAAGUCUUUUUUUAAUUCUCAAAUGUUGCAUUCAAAAAGUACAAAUGUUUUCGGUAAAAAAGAGGAUGAAAUGGAAAUGUAAGAUUGUACGUAUAAUCACAAUACAAAUGAAAUGGAGCUGAUGGAUAGAUCUCGAUAAGAGCUAUAGAUUUCUCUAAAUGUAUUUUGAUAAGAGCCAAACCCAAAUAACGUAUAUAUAAAUAUAGUAUAAAUAUAUUGUACUUAAAGGUCUUUUCGUCAGUGAACCUAUUAACGCUUCACAUAUGAUUUCGUAUGAUUGAGGACGGGAGGGAGGAGUGUUCUUCAAUAGAUAAUUAAUCUAUGACGGGGCCGACAGGAAUUUAGUUUACGUUUGUUUUUUGUAUGUAUACAAAUAUCUAUUUCCAACAAAUUAAUAGAAGAUUAUGAGGACGAGUUGUAUCUCUGAUUCUUGCAAAAAAUCAAUUCCUGUAUUAUUCUGCAUGAUGAACAGUCUUUCUUAACUAUUUCCUGAUAGAAACAUGGUAUUCCGGAGAGAGUAGGCACGACGACACUAUACGUUCUCUUCUAUAACGCCAUACAGCCUCCACCGUAUGUAGCUCUAAUGAAACUUGACUUGGAGAACAUUAUAUUUUUAGGGUAUUUUAUAAAGUGCAAUUUUAUAAGGAUGCCAAAGGAUAAUACAGAGUCGGAUUAAUUGUUGAAAUUUGUGUAAUGGUGGUAAAAUGCAAUUAUUAUUAUAUAUUUAUGGUGACGACUCCGUCAACGGACGACGAUACGGUUUAUAAUAAUUGUACAUACGUAACGUAUAGUAAUAUGUCUUUUACUAUUGAUAGCAAUAUAAUCAAAAAUAACAGCGUAUUCUCUUGUACUCUUCACUAUCCUUUCCAAUGCAAUACGUUCUACGAACCAUUGCAUUUUCCAGACGCUGAUUUGGAACCAAUCAGUAAUGACAGCUUGUUGUUGUCAUUGUUUUUUAUAGUCGUCAGUCUCAAGUGGCAUUUGUUAACUCAUUAGUAUCGUCAGCCUUCUUUAUUGCCGUCGGAAUCAAAGCCAGACUAAUUAGAGGAGGUUAUAUAUUUGUUCAUCAUGUGUACUGUUCUCUGCAAAAAUUUGACUUUAUGCAAAUAAGUUGGUUAGAGUAGAUUUUAUUUAGCUCCAGAAACUAAAUAGCGAUAAUUGAUAUGGUGGUAAUAGCAGCUUUAUUAUUAUAAAAAUGUCUCUUCACUUCACAUACUGCCCCUCAAAACUAAUUGUGAACUGCGUAGGUAUACAUAGAUCGUAAGGCAUAAGGCUAACUUGGUAGAACUAACGCAAUCAAUACGGGACUCUGUAUCUCUUUGAUUACACAAUGUGCUAUAGCAUGGAUAAAAAUAUACUAUUAUUACAAUUUUAAAACUGUAAUGUGACUUAAACCUACAAUCUCAUAUGUUUAAGUACAAUUGCAAAUACUUACGUUGUUUCUAUUAAUUACUUUACGGUUGGUUGUCCUCUCAUGGAGUUUUCUGCUAUGAAAUAUAUUUAUGCUGAUUAUAUAUGACCAGUGUGAAACAUUACCAAAUGUUGUCAUACCCGGAAUUAAUUAUUUUACAUGUACUGUCAGUUCCUACCAUUUUAAUUGAGGUAGGAAAUUCGGGCACAAAUGUAAGUGAACUCUAUAUAUUUAACUAUAUUAUUCAAUUGACAAUGAUCGAAUGAAGCAAUUUACUUUGUUUAAUUGCAAUUUGGAAAUGAAUAAACAGAAACAUACUGCACAAGAA
Folsomia candida is the source of this 11338-nucleotide messenger RNA. RefSeq names its product mucin-4 (gene cic). Gene Ontology annotation, cellular component: nucleus. The record is from RefSeq and is a predicted model, not a curated record. The transcript has 25 exons. Lineage: Eukaryota; Metazoa; Arthropoda; Collembola; Entomobryomorpha; Isotomidae. Gene Ontology annotation, biological process: regulation of transcription by RNA polymerase II. Bases 1655 to 9364 code for a protein of 2569 amino acids. Gene Ontology annotation, molecular function: RNA polymerase II transcription regulatory region sequence-specific DNA binding; DNA-binding transcription factor activity, RNA polymerase II-specific.